Molecule: messenger RNA, 6291 nt
Organism: Scophthalmus maximus (turbot)
Lineage: Eukaryota; Metazoa; Chordata; Actinopteri; Pleuronectiformes; Scophthalmidae
Product: up-regulator of cell proliferation-like
Exons: 4
Coding region: 102-4862 (1586 amino acids)
Molecular function (GO): GTP binding
Source: RefSeq, a predicted model, not a curated record
UAAAUAUCACAGCUGACAACGAACCGCCUCAGAGUCUCAGCCACAUGAUGACAGGCUCUGAAGCACGGGGGAGUUGAGGGGAAAGUCAGACCACGUCCACGAUGAAGUCAGAGGAACAAGAGCUGGCAGCCCAGUUGAACUUAAUCACCAGACUUGGACUGGAGGAAUUCUAUCCCAACAAGCUCACUCUGCGGUCUCUCUUUGAGAUCAACCAGAACAGCGUAGAUGAAAAAGCCGCUCUAUCAGUGGAGGAAAUACCAUGGUGUUUUCUCAGAAAACUGUUUAAAAUCAAUGCCGAAUCCAGGAGCUGUACACAAGUGUCAAUCAGGCAAGAGGAAGACAAUGAUCCCCUUGAACUAGACCUUUACACUGCAGAUGAUUCUGAAGACAAGUUCAACCCUCUGGAUGUCAUUGUAGCUGUCUUCCUUUGUGCUGACAGCCUCUUGCAGCAGGAACUGGCCCUCAAGAUGUCAAUGUGCCAGUUUUCUCUCCCCCUGCUGUUGCCCCACGGCCAUAAGAGUCAGUGUACCCUGAUGCUGUGGGCUCUGAGAGACAUCGUCAAAGAGUGGCGUCCACAGGAUUUGUCUGAAUCAAGAGGGUUUGUUGAAGACAACAUUAUCCAAGCAAAUAUACCUUUCUAUUCCUUUGUGAGGCUGAAGAACUGUAGUUUAUCAAAGUCCCAGUUUAUGAAUCAUAUUCUCAGCAGUGGGCAACAGAACUGCAAUAUCUUCAUACAUAGGGAUGUGGAAGGAGGAGCAGUCAAAAGAGAAAUCGCAAAUGGGUUGGUUGAAGUUUGCUGGUACCUUCCGUCUGGCGGAGAAAAUCUUGACAUAUUUCCUGAGUCAACUGCCUUCGCAAAUCUGCGAGGGGACAUUUGCGAGUCACUCACACAAUUCAACUUUCUUUUUCAAGUGUCAACUGCCACCUUUGUGUUCCUGGACAGCGUUGAUGAAAAUGAGCACAGAAUUCUGACAACUCUUCAAGAUGUGAAAUCCAAACUCGUGUUAGUUGUAAAUCACAAGGGAGGGAAUGCAAGAGAGGAUAUUAUGUCUGUCAAGGCCUUAGUAAAUGAAUUACAUUUACCAAACAACAGAGUGAAGAUCAAAGACCAGAGGCUUAAUGUUGCAGAGUUCUCAAAGAAACUUUGUGAAGUCAUCAAGACAUCCCUGGUAGAUGUGAAAACCACGAUGAGCAUUGUAAAUAUGCACGACAAAGCUGUUGAACUUGGCCUCUCUGUGGAUGAAAGCAAAACUGAGGAACAAAAGAAAGCAGCUGAGGAGAUCAUGGACGGCAUUGGGGUGCGAAGUAUACCUCACUACAAGAAACAACAACUUCCAUUACAAGGAGCUAACUGGAAGAGGUUGUCACAGUUGGAAAAAGAAGAGUGUAGACUGAAGAAAUGUGGUGAUUCAGGCCUUGAAGACUAUAAAUCUCAACUGCAGGAAGAAAAACUACAAAUCAGAAAGGAGCAAACUAAAUUCAAAGUCUCCAAAGGAAUGAAGAGUUUCAUUGAAUACUUAUCUACAAGUGACAAAGAAAAAAGAGAUGUUUUUCUUAAGUGGAUGAAACUGAAGUUUAAUACACAUUCCAGGAACAAACUGUCUGUGUUACGUAACAGAUUCAGAGAGCAAUGCAAGACGAAAGACGUAAAACUCAUAGCAGAGUUGGAUCAAGCUUUGGUGGACAGCUCUUUAGGAACAGAGCAUUACAUGCGAGAGAUGGGGCUGAUUUAUGAGUUCUCUGUUAUCAGCUCCACAAAAACUGCUGAUGAAAUAUCUCACCUCCCUGGUUUGGCUGCUGAGAUGCUGUUGGAUGGAUAUCCUCUAGAGCUCUUGGAUGGAGAUGCUUCCAAUGUCCCAGAGAGGUGGGUGACAGAUGUACUGAUGGAGCUUCACAAGAAGGUCGGACAGAAGAGCAGACUGUUGGUUCUGACGGUGUUGGGUGUCCAGAGUACCGGGAAGUCGACACUCCUCAACACCAUGUUCGGUGUGCAGUUUCCUGUCAGCAGUGGCAGAUGCACAAGAGGAGCUUUCAUGCUCUUUCUCAAAGUUGGAGAGGAUUUGCAAAGUGAGUUAAAUUGUGAUUUUAUUGUCCUCAUAGACACAGAAGGUCUUAAGUCUCCUGAUCUGGCAAAACUAGAGGACAGUUAUGAGCAUGACAACCAGCUAGCAACAUUUGUCAUUGGCUUGAGUGAUGUCACCAUUAUCAACAUCGCAAUGGAAAACGCAGCAGAGAUGCAAGAUAUCCUGCAAAUAGCAGUACACGCAUUCUUGAGGAUGAAAGAAAUUGGGAAAAAGCCAAUUUGUCAUUUUGUUCACCAGAAUGUUUCUUCAGUUUCAGCUCAUGCCAAGACCAUGACUGAAAGAAAACACCUCUUGGACCAACUCAAUGAAAUGACUGAAAUUGCAGGUGAAAUGGAAAAGCAACCCUCCAAAAAAGCAUUCACGGAUGUGCUGGACUAUGACAUGGAAAGGAACAACUGGAACAUCCCAGGACUCUGGCAUGGAACACCACCAAUGGCACCAGUGAACACGGGUUACAGUGAAGCUGUAGCACAUUUCAAGAAAAACCUUUUACAAACAUUGAAGAGUGACAGAUGCAAUGAAAUCUCACAGAUCCCACAGUUUCUGGAAUGGAUGAGAAGUCUCUGGAGAGCAGUGAAAUAUGAGAACUUCAUAUUUAGUUUCAGAAACACACUUGUGGCUCAUGCCUACGACAACUUGUGCAAAGAGUUCAGUCAAUGGGAAUGGGAGUUCAAAAAAGAGAUUCUGACCUGGCAAACCACAGCGGAGUUAGAAAUCUUGAACACCGAUAAUGAAUCUGAGGUAGAAACUUGGAACAGAUUAGUCGGAAUAAAAAAAUCUGAGGUGUCACAGAAAAUAACAGACCAACAAACAGCAAUGAGGGGGAAACUCGGCGACUACUACAAAAUGAAAGGCAAACGAGUAAAUCUGAUAGAGAAAUACAAAGUUGACUUUUUCAACAGCAUCAACGGGCUUGCAAAUGAAAUUAGACAUUCUGUGUGUGCAAAACUGGAUUGCCUCCUUGAACUAAAGAUUAGUUCAAAAAAGGCUCAGGACAUUCUGAGAGAAUACCGAGGUGUGAUCGAGGAGCGGGUCAUGAAGCUACUGGGUGACUGCAACAAGUCAACGUUGACGGAUCAAGAGCUGACGCAUGAGUUUGAAAAGAUGUGGGCUGAAGCCACUGUAAAUGUGUCUGGCAUGAAAGAGAGAGAUAUUGCAGCAUGUGUCCUGAAUCAGUUGAGAAGAAAUUUCUCAAAUCUGAAAGUUAAUGAGGAAUUGCAGAACAUUCGAGACCUAAAAGAAAUUGGAAGAGCUCCAUUUAAAACAAGAAGUGAUCAUCUAGACUCCUUUGUAGGGAAGACACAAAAUUCCUGGAAAAGACAAUUGCAGAACUUUGCAGAAAGUGUCAUUGAGUCUUGUAUACUGUUUGUACUUGACAAAGUACGGACAAACGGAGAUUACCAAGACUCUUUCGCAAAGGAACUUCUAGAAAAGAUUGAUAAAUCCCUUGAACAAGGUAGCAACCAUCACAAAACAACUCCAAAGUUUGAGAUUGACCUGAAACUUCACAUUUGUGGCAUUGCCUCCAGGGAGUUUGUCAAAAUGCACAGAAGAUUCUUGUCGGAUAACAAUCCUCACACUCACCUGGAGAAGUACAAGACUCAGUACCUGUCAGAUUUUCUUGAUUUAUACACAAACAGAGAUCACUGCCAACGCAAAGCAAAUGAUUUUGUCCAGUCUUGUAUCAAACCUGCUGUGGAACAGUUCAUCAGUAGAUCUUUGGGAGUAGACAUUGUGGAGGACAUUUUGACAAGUUGCCAUUCAGCAGAGUAUGGAUCUCGCAAAACCUUCCAGUACAACAUUCAAAAAGAGUUGCUGCUAAGGGAAGACUUCCAAAGCUUUGUAAGGUACAUUGGUAAUUAUGAAAUAUAUGUUAAGGAUUGGAUAUUUCAGCACAUCCUACAAACGAUGUCAGAGGACAAGACUUUGUGCAAACUUAAGAACAAAAAUCUACAAGUCAUCGUCAAAAAACUCUCAGAAGCAAUAGAACGUGCAUCAAAAGGAGAUGAUGGUGUUCUGCUGCCAGACAACAAGGAAAGCGUCAAAAAGCUAAUCAACAACAUGCGCAAGCAUUUGAUCAAAGACAUCUCAAUUUCUGUGGAGGAUGAAAAAACCACCUUGUUUCAAAUCCAAAGCACAUGUCAUCCGUUCAUCAACUGCCUCAAGAUGUCAAUAAAGGACUUGAAGGAACAACUUGAGGAGGAAUUCUCAAACUCUGACGACAUCACUGAAACACUGAACAAGCUUCCAAUCAAACCACAGGAUGAGCUUUUCAAGAGGGUGUUUGGUUGUGGACAGCAAUGUCCAUUCUGUAAAGUUCCCUGUGAGGCCGGAGGCUCAGAACACAAGCAGCAUCACGCAUCCAUUCAUCGGCCACAAGGUCUUGGCAACUUUAAGUCUACAAAGAGUAAUGAGCUGAUUCAGUUACUGUGUACGAGUUAUGAACUCAGUGAAUCUCAAUUCAGAAACAUAGACACUAAAUGGGAGUGGCAUGCAUACAAGGACUAUACCGAGUACUAUCCAGACUGGCUGAUUCCUCCCGACCCCACCAUAGAGGCAUCUGACUACUGGAAGUAUGUCCUGGUACAAUACAACGACAGAUUUGCGGAGGAAUUUGAAGCCAAACCAGCUAAAAUCCCAGAGGUCUGGAAGAGACUCACAAAGGAACAAGCACUGAGAGGUUUGAGAGACGCCUUCAACAUGAAGUGUACAACGGGCAAUCUGGACAAGUAUCUUGAAACAAAACUAUAUGAAAAAGAGGAAGAAUUUGUUAUGUGAAAAUAGGGUGGCUGUGGCUCAGAAGAUAGAGCGACUUGUCCACUAACCAGAAGGCUGAUUGUUCGAUUCCCAGCUCUUCAAUUCCACGUGCCAAUGUUUCCUUAGGCAAGACACUUUGCGCUUAAAAAGUGCUGUAUAUAGAAGCACUGUAUGAAUUUGGGUGAAUGUUACUUGUACAGAAAAGUGCCAUAUCGAUACCGAUCACUUACUAAUCUAAAGAAGAGGCCGUCACAUUAAAGACGGAUCAAAGCAAUUAAAAAUAUUAUAAUUCACUUGGUUGAAGCAUUAUCUUGACUUAAAACAUGAGAAACAUGAAGCCAAACCAGCCGAUGUUCCAGAGGCCUGGAGGAGUCUCACAAUGGAACAAGCAGUGAAAGGUUUGAGAGACGCCUUCAACAUGAAGUGUACAACAUACAACCCUUACAAUUAUCUCUAAAGAAAACAUUUAAAUAUACAUACAAUUUCUAACAUACCUGAAAUUUUCAUUCACAAAUGUAAACUUCGGAGGAAGCCAUAAGAGAAGGGUCAGAUCUAGCUUAGAAAAUGAAGUCCUGAACCAAUUUCAGUGUGAUGACUAACGAAUUAAAUAUUUUUGAAUCAGUGUAUGAAAUAUUCUUAGUACUUUAGUUUAGUAGAUACUUUAUUUAUCCCAAGAGAAUUCAUUAACUUUUGUUUUUUGCGGUUUGAAUUCAAGAAACAGCUACUAAUAGUGAAACCUGUGGCCUCUUUUGGUAUGGUGAACAUGACAAAAAGUGAUUUGAAACGCUAGAGAUUGUUACAGCUUAUGUUUUGAGGAUUAUAAAUGUUUUCUUUCUGCCAUCUGAUGUGAUGGUGUUUUUAUAAUAUCCAUAUAACCAUUUACAUUUUAAGAACUGUAUUUUUUAUUUAACUUGUAAGUGUAACUUGUCAAAUAUUUAGUUUUUUGAUGAUUGCAAAGGUUUUACCAUUAGCAGCUCUGUACAUAUGACAAGAAUUAAAGAAAAAAAUGCUGAGGCUGUAAAUGAUGAUGUUAAAGUGCACAGGUCAUGUUAAACAGAUCAAUCUUUUGUUACUUUUAUUCCUAAUUAAUAAGUCCAAAGCACUUUUAUCUUGUAAUGUGUAUAAGAAAUGUAUAUGUUGAUGUAACCAAUGAUCAUGACCCAUGUUUAAAUACAGUAGGGAACUUUGUGGCAUCUGACUGGCACCUGAUUUUGUUCAGACAGGUGACACGUUGAAAAGAUGAAGUUGAAAAGCUGGAAAUUGUCAUAUUUAUUAAGAUUUUCUGUGUUUGACUUAUUGUGAAUUGUUUUUUAAAAAAAAAUCUCAAGUGGUUCAGCUUAGUUGCUUGCACAAUGCCUUGUGGUGUUAAUGAUGAUAUAUAAACAGAUGUCAUGUGAAAAAAUGUAUUCCAAUAAAUAUUUUAAAAAAAUAAACAUUGAAGUAGCUAUAA